AUGCCUCAGACAUAUAAGCCACUAUGCAUCCCCCCGGAGCUGCCGGAAUUGCUGAAGGAAUUUACCAAAGCUGCCAUCAGGACCCAGCCGCAGGAUCUGAUCCAGUGGGCUGCCGAUUAUUUUGCAGCUAUAUCCCAGGGAGAGAUUCCUCCAGUGAGAGAGCGGUCUGAGCGAGUCGCUUUGUCUAACUGGGCAGAGCUUACACCUGAGCUGUUGAAGAUCCUGCAUUCUCGGGUUGCUGGCAGACUGAUCAUCAAUGCAGAUGAGCUGGCCCAGAUGUGGAAGGUGCUGAGUCUCCCAACAGAUCUGUUUAAUAGCGUGAUGAAUGUGGGCCGCUUCACGGAGGAGAUUGAGUGGCUGAAGUUUCUAGCCCUUGCUUGCAGCUCUCUUGGAGUCACCAUCGCCAAGACUCUCAAGAUAGUGUGCGAAGUUUUAUCAUGUGACCGUGAUGGCGGGCCUCCCCGGAUCCCUUUUAGCACCUUCCAGUUUCUCUACACGUAUAUCGCCGAGGUGGACGGGGAGAUCUCUGCAUCACACGUCAGCCGCAUGCUGAACUACAUUGAACAGGAAGUAAUUGGUCCUGAUGGUUUAAUCAAGGUGAAUGACUUUACCCAAAACCCCAGGGUUCGGCUGGAGUAAAAGCACAAUUUGGGCAAUUUUAAAGGAAGAUACAGAGAUGACUGUGCUUCAGAACGACUGACCCCCAAACACCAUCCAAUGUCAAUUUUCUUGUACAACUGGUACACAGUAAUAAACAAUUAGGCAAACAUAUGAAAUCAGAAAUGUGUGGAAUUAAGAUGUAAAAUCGUUGGAACGAAACAGCUGUAUUAACAGAAGAUUAGCAUUUUUCCCACAUGGACGUUGAAUAAAAGUGGCUGACAAAGCGUGAAGAGAAAAUGCAUCUCAAACCAAAGCCAGACUGUCAGAUUUUCAAAGGAAAAACGUUAACCAGACACAGUUUUGAUGUUUAGUGAUUGUUAGGCAUAACUUAGAUGAGUAUCUUUUACAUGGUCAAUCCACAUUUUUACCAGUUUAUUUCUCCAUUUGUUGGCACGAUGCUAGUCAUUUAUUCAUUGCCUCACUCACCAAUAUUUACUGAGGUUAGCUGUAUGCCAGGGAUAGGAAUGCCUGGGAAAAUACAGGACACUCAGUUAAAUUUGAAUUUUGAUAAAGAGAUAAUGUUUUAGUAUUGUUUUGUUUUGUGUUGCUAAACCUGAAAACCCCAGCCAAGAACUAUGCUGGCUUCUGGGCAUAUACAAAUAAGUCAUAUCAAGAUUCUGCCCUCGAGGAGCUCACAGUCUAACACUAAAAUAAGACAUGAGCUUAAGUCACUUUAAUACAAGUGGCCCUGAG
Molecule: messenger RNA, 1353 nt
Organism: Diceros bicornis minor
Lineage: Eukaryota; Metazoa; Chordata; Mammalia; Perissodactyla; Rhinocerotidae
Gene: ROPN1
Product: rhophilin associated tail protein 1
Exons: 5
Coding region: 1-639 (212 amino acids)
Source: RefSeq, a predicted model, not a curated record